AUGACGUGGCUAAUGACCAAACAAAGUAAAAGUUGCAAACAAUCUUAUCGAAAUUGCCAAAAUGAAGAACAUAAUUUAUUUGCGAAGAUGCUCGAGGCAGAAGCUAAUCCCCAUAUGAUGGUCAAGGAGAUUUACAAGUCAGCCCGGAGCAAUAGAGAAGAUGAAAUGAUCCGAGGGCAUAUUGACACUGCUGCACCAUUUGAGUCAGUUAAGGCAGCGAUCAAUAAGUUUGGUGGUGUUGUUCAUCGUGAGGCUAAAACAAUUCCAGCUGCAGAGAGGCAGAAAACUAUACAACUUGAAUUUGAGAAAGUACAAGAAGAAAUUCUAGAGCACAGAAAAGAAUAUGAAGCUGUAGAAGAAACCAAAGCACAAGUGGUGAAGAAGCUAGAUGAUGCAAAGAGAUAUAUCGAAGAGCUGAAGUUGAGCUUGGAGAAAUCAGAAAGUUCGGAGAGAAAGGCCAAGGAGGAAGCUGAGAUUGCAGAUGUGAGACUGAGACAACAGCAUCGAGAAAUCGCCAGCUGCGCAAGUGUUGCGAACAUGGGAAAAUUGGAGGUUGCCAAAGAACUCAUUGAUGCAGAGUUAGCAUCAGCAAAGGAAGAGCUAGAACUGAUGAUGAGGGCUAAAAGGUUGGUUUCUGAAUCAAAUGAGAUGGAGGUGAGAACCAACAAGGAAUUGCUUGAGCUGGCUCAAUCUGCACAUCUUGAAGUUGAGGAACAAGAUUUUCAAGUUGAGCAGGACAAGUUAAACUGGGAGAAGGAAUUGAAGCGAGUGGAGAAUGAGUUGCAACAGUUCAAUGAGUUGCAACUCCGGCAAACAAAUGAGCUAGAAUCAAGACUAGACAAAGUUUCUGCCGCACUCUCUGAGAAGAAAGCUGAAUUGACUUCAUUCAAAGAAUUACAUGAGGCGAGGGUUGACAUUGAGGAAGCAAAAAAACGAGUCGUCGAUCUUAAAGCUACUGCUUUUUCACUCUCUGCCGAGUUGGAGACGAAGAAGAGAUUCCUUGAAAGCUUGAGAGAAAAGGAAGGUUUGGCUAUUGCCUUUGUGUCAUCUCUUGAAGCUGAACUUGAGGCCAUGGAAACCAAACUAGAACAGGCUAUGGCACAUGAUUCAUCCGAUAGAGUCACCUUGUCGAUAGAAGAGUAUUUCAAACUUAGCCAGAAAGCGAACGAAGCGGAAGAGAUGGCGAGAAGAAGGACCAUCUCUGCCAUUGAGCAACUCAAAGAAGCCAAGGAAUCCAAAGCGAGGAGGUUGCAGGAGCUGGAGGAAGCAAAUAAGAAGAUCCUAAGACAGAAGAAGACAUUGAAUGCUACAUUGGAAGAGAUAGAGAAGACGAACGAAGCUAAACUCAACGUGGAGCAAGAGCUGAGGAGGCCGAGAGGUCAGGAGAGGAUGGCGACGAGUGGCGUUGCAAGGAGUUUAUCUGCCGUAUCGGAUCCCGGUGUCUUGUUGGAUAAAAAAUUCCGCGUUGUCGAAGCGGAUGAAGCACGCACGAGGAGGUCGAACAACUUCAAAGCAGCUGGAUGGGCGAGGAAGAGGAGCAAAUCACUGCUUCCGAAGAUUUUCAAUUUUUGGGGAUAA
Zingiber officinale is the source of this 1578-nucleotide messenger RNA. RefSeq names its product protein WEAK CHLOROPLAST MOVEMENT UNDER BLUE LIGHT 1-like. The record is from RefSeq and is a predicted model, not a curated record. The transcript has 4 exons. Bases 1 to 1578 code for a protein of 525 amino acids. Lineage: Eukaryota; Viridiplantae; Streptophyta; Magnoliopsida; Zingiberales; Zingiberaceae.